Messenger RNA from Otolemur garnettii (small-eared galago), 1255 nucleotides. RefSeq names its product B cell receptor associated protein 31 (gene BCAP31). Gene Ontology annotation, cellular component: endoplasmic reticulum; endoplasmic reticulum membrane. The transcript is spliced from 8 exons. Lineage: Eukaryota; Metazoa; Chordata; Mammalia; Primates; Galagidae. The record is from RefSeq and is a predicted model, not a curated record. Gene Ontology annotation, biological process: intracellular protein transport; endoplasmic reticulum to Golgi vesicle-mediated transport. Bases 91 to 831 code for a protein of 246 amino acids.
GUUUGGAGGCUGCCACCAGGCUUGCGCGGUGGCUGUGGGAAACUCGGAAACAAGUUCACAUCUGUCUGUGGGAAACCUUCUGGCAACAGGAUGAGUCUGCAGUGGACUGCAGUUGCCACCUUCCUCUAUGCAGAGGUCUUUGUCGUGCUGCUUCUCUGCAUUCCCUUCAUUUCGCCCAAGAGAUGGCAGAAGAUCUUCAAGUCCCGCCUGGUGGAGUUGGUAGUGACAUAUGGCAACACCUUCUUUGUGGUUCUCAUUGUCAUCCUUGUGCUGUUGGUCAUCGAUGCUGUACGUGAGAUUCGGAAGUAUGAUGAUGUGACAGAAAAGGUGAACCUCCAGAAUAAUCCUGGGGCCAUGGAACACUUCCACAUGAAGCUUUUCCGUGCCCAGAGGAAUCUCUACAUUGCUGGCUUCUCCUUGUUGCUGUCCUUCCUGCUUAGACGCCUGGUGACACUCAUCUCCCAGCAAGCCACACUGCUGGCCUCCAAUGAAGCCUUUAAGAAGCAAGCAGAGAGUGCCAGUGAGGCAGCCAAGAAGUACAUGGAGGAGAAUGACCAGCUAAAGAAAGGAGCUGGUGUUGACCGAGGCAAGUUGGAUGUCAGGGACAUGGAGGUGAAGCUGGAGGAGGAGAACAAGAACCUCAAGGCUGACCUGAAGAAGCUAAAGGAUGAGCUGGCUAGCACUAAGCAAAAAUUAGAGAGAGCUGAAAAUGAGGCUAUGGCAAUGCGGAAGCAGUCUCAGGGCCUCACCAAGGAGUAUGAUCGCCUGUUGGAGGAGCAUGCGAAGCUGCAGGCUGUGGUAGAUGGCCCCACGGACAAGAAGGAGGAAUGAGGGCUCCUUCCUCCCCUGCCUGCAGCAGCUUCCACCUGGCACUGCUUCCUGAGAGCCUGGCAGCUGGCCGCUCCCUGCGGUCCUUCAGUCCCUCCCUCUGCUCUCCCACUCCCUCCCAUAGCUUCUAGCUUGUCAUCUUGGCUCCUCUCCACUCUCCCCACACACCACGGAGACCUGACUGCCACGUGUUCAGCAAGUUCAGAAUGAGUUUGCUGUUGUCCUGCCUAGCCCAGCCUAGCUUCCAUUCCUAAGAGUAUGGAAGGCAGGUAGAAGCUCUUGCAGCAGGGCAUGCCCCCUAUGGGGUGAGCCCCCUGUUUGUUUUGCUGUGUUGAUGUUUUCUUUGGUCCUGCAGGAGGGUGGGUGAAGCAGGCAGAGUCCAUUUUCUCUUGGGGGCAAUAAAGGUUGUAAUGAUGUGCACAUGGUG